Messenger RNA from Penicillium coprophilum, 1755 nucleotides. Its product is annotated as putative MFS transporter. NCBI's taxonomy places the organism in Eukaryota, Fungi, Ascomycota, Eurotiomycetes, Eurotiales, Aspergillaceae. Gene Ontology annotation, molecular function: transmembrane transporter activity. The coding region runs from base 1 to 1755 and encodes 584 amino acids. The transcript has 4 exons. Gene Ontology annotation, biological process: transmembrane transport. Gene Ontology annotation, cellular component: fungal-type vacuole membrane. The record is from RefSeq and is a predicted model, not a curated record.
AUGUCCUUGGUGCAGCAUGUUUCUGCCAUUGACGGCGUUGAUCGGGAACCCGAAAUAGACCUAGUUGACGAUUGUGACUUCGUUCCCAUUCGCCGCAAAAUAAGCUAUGAUGUCCUCCAACCCCCGAGCGAGGUUAUCCCGGUCGCAGAAUUGCUUCCUGGAACACCAGCGUACAAACAUUCCCCUGCAAAGCGAAUAGCUCAGGUUGUCGUCACUGUUCUCGCGUGCUGGAGCGCGUCGGGGAUCGUGUUUGGCUUCGCGGCGCUCAAACCUGUUCUCGUCGAAGAGGGUGUUUAUCACGAGCGUUGCACGCCUGCGGAAAUAGAUGAAGGGCUUGAGCUAUGCGCACAGCAGGAUCUUAGACUCAACCUGUUUUUCACCAUUGCUUCGAUAACAGCCAAUGUCUCGGCUCUUCCCGUAGGGACGAUUUUGGACCGAUGUGGAUCACGCGUCUGCUGGUUUAUUGCUUGCCUGCUGCUUGCCAUCGGUGGUGUUAUCAUGGCAUUUGCAUUCCACGAACCUGGCUUCGAUGGCUAUAUCGCGGGUAAUUUCUUCCUCGCUCUAGCUGGCACAUUUUUAUUUGUACCCUCGUUCCAAAUCGCGAAUGCGUUUCCCAAAUAUGCGGGGUCGAUCGUCGCGCUGGUGACUGGUGCAUUCGACGCCUCUGCUGCUGUGUUCCUCUUUUACCGACUCAUCUAUGAGGCGUCGGGCAGAGCUUUCACCCCGGACAAGUUCUUCCUGGGCUAUCUGGUCGUCCCCGUGUGUAUUUUAAUCGCACUAGUGACCAUUAUGCCGGCGCGUGACUAUGUAUCGACCUUGCAAUUGGAAAACAAAAUAGAAAAGGCCGAAGAUGCCACACGCGACGUCCACGACUCCGAUGAUGAAAUCGAGAGCACGUCGGAGCUCAACCGGGUGCGGAAGAAGCGAGCGGAGCAGCGAAGGAAGAAGAUCCGCCAAAUCGAUGCGGUGCUCGGUGAUAAAGAUGAGCGUCAGAUGCGUGCGGAGCGAGAAGAGGAUCGCAAGCAGACGAGUUCGGUCUGGGGUGUAAUGCACGGCCUGCCGGCGCAUCGGCAGAUGGCCACGCCCUGGUUUAUCCUGAUCACGCUGAUGACUGUUUUGCAGAUGAUUCGCAUGAACUACUUUAUCGCGACGAUUCGCUCGCAGUAUGAAUACAUGCUCGGAUCGAUCGAGGAGGCAGAUAAGAUAGGUGCCUUUUUCGAUAUCGCGCUACCGCUCGGGGGUGUUCUCUUCACACCUGCGAUCGGAUACCUUCUCGAUCGCCUCAGCGUACCAACCAUGCUUGGGCUAAUUGUGCUUUUCACCACGGUCAUUGGUGUACUCAACUCCAUCCCGGCAGUUUGGGCUGGUUAUCUGACCGUUGUGCUCUUUGUCUUACUCCGGCCUCUCUAUUACUCGGCCAUGUCUGAUUAUACCACCAAAGUCUUCGGCUUUGCGACGUUUGGGCGCGUAUACGGUGCCAUCAUUUGCCUCUCGGGAAUUGCCAACUUUUCUCAGUAUGGGCUUGACGCAUUGACUCAUCAUACGUUUGAUGGCAACCCAAUUCCAAUCAAUGCCGCCUUGGCAAUCGCGGGAUUUCUUGUUGGAACGGCACUCGUGAUCUUUGUUUUUGUUUCUGUGAGACAGAUGAGAGAGCAAAAUCGGGUAGAUGAGGAAGAACGCGAGAGACUUCUCUUGGAAGAGGAUGAAGAAGAGGACGAAUACGAGGAUGAUGAAAGUUACCGUCGACGGGAUUAG